This is a messenger RNA of Saccostrea echinata, 1257 nucleotides long. Its product is annotated as melanocyte-stimulating hormone receptor-like. The transcript has a single exon. Gene Ontology annotation, biological process: G protein-coupled receptor signaling pathway. Gene Ontology annotation, molecular function: G protein-coupled receptor activity. Gene Ontology annotation, cellular component: membrane. The record is from RefSeq and is a predicted model, not a curated record. NCBI's taxonomy places the organism in Eukaryota, Metazoa, Mollusca, Bivalvia, Ostreida, Ostreidae. The coding region runs from base 1 to 1257 and encodes 418 amino acids.
AUGGCGAGAUUUGAGAGAUCAACGGCUCUAACGACCCUUUUAAUAAUCGUGCUAGUCCAUGCUGACAUUUUAAACGAAAAUAUAACCAAAGAGGUGCAAAAGAUAGCAGUUCAGACCAAUAAUAAACAGACAACUAAGUCAACGUACAAAUUGACCAAGCCUUCGAAAUCUACAGUUAAGGAACCAAAUGACAUAACCAAUGAAUAUUAUCAGGAUUCCUACUCUACCAGUAUUUGGGCCGAGGUUACAGAGCCUAGCUCUAUGGAACAGCACAGCACAAGACUUAGUGACAACAUGUACCAGUCCGUGGAACAAGAAAUGUCCACCAUUUCCAGCACGGUUGACAAUCAGACUAGUAAUUCCACAUACAGAUGGACCACCGAAUCAUCUACGAUAAAUUCCCUACCGCCUAUUAUUCCUGCAGCUACUCUGGGCGUGGGGGUUGUUGUCAUGAUAUUAAAUGCUCUGGUAAUGGUGGCAUCUGCAAGAAACUCCGAACUCCGACAGAACACAAACUACAACCUCGUUAUGGGUUUAUCCCUGAGCGACUUCCUGAUGGGGUACAGCUCAUUCAUUGCUGGAAGUAGAUUACUUUUCCCAAAAUUUUCUGGAGUGCUAGUUUGGUGCAUCAUGGUGAAUUUAUGUGGCAUAACGAGCUUAAUAAUGUCACUUUUUCAGAUUUUCUUAAUUAGCCUCCAUCGGUUCCUUGUCCUUUCAGAAAAUGUCUGGGCACAACGACUCUUUGACGGCAAUCGGAAAUAUUACAUUUACAUUGUUAGUUGGGCAACAACAUGCACUCUGAUUUUCUCGCUCGUCUCUCCAGUCAAGGACCAAUCCAAAUGUUUUUAUUCAACAGUCUUUGGCCAAAAUAUCCACAUUGUACGACAGAUAUUAUGCGUUUUUAGCUCAACACUUAUGAUGCUCACCCUGAUUUUCUAUGCCCUUACAAUAUAUCAGGUAAGGAAGCGAUACAUGAAUAUGUCAAGUGGCUCUGAUGCCGGUAGGAUGGAGGAUAUGAAGCGAAAGAGAAUCAUCAAAUCGAUGAAAUUAGUGAGUAAGAUUCUUCUGGCCCUAUUUCUGUUCACUGGGCCAUUUAAUAUUUCUCUCAUGUUCACUACUACUCCUCAAAAGGUUGCUGUCGGCACCUUUGCAGCAGCAAAUUUCAAUUCUAUUUUGAACCCGAUCAUAUAUUGUUUUCACAUUACACAAUUAAAAAUGGAGUUGAAAUUGAUGUUUUGUUGUAAUACUAAUCAGUAA